CUCACGCCUUCAGUCCCGGCUCGAGGAGGGCUCCCCGUAGCCCCGUUGUUCUGUCAGGGAGCAAGGGACUGCCCGUCACAGCUCCCUGGGCUUUUCCUCCCGUGCCCCCGCAGUACUUUAAGGACUCCUGGGAGUGUUGAGAGCCACGGGCUGAAAGCAGUGCGGGCUGUCUCUGGGCCUCUUCUGCAUUCUUGGCCUUGAACUACUAACAUCAUUGCUACCUAAGAUGCAUCCAGACCUGUCUCCUCAUCUGCACACUGAAGAAUGUAACCUAAUUAUCAGUCUGCUCAAGAAAUGUCACAAGGAGCACAACAUUUUGAAAUUUUUUGGCCAUUGCAAUGAUAUUGACCGUGAGAUGCGGAAGUGCCUAAAGAAAGAGUAUGAAGCAAACAGGGUCAAGAACCAGGAGACGCGACGGAGAAUAAUUAAUGCUAAUAAAAACUCUGAGAAGUGAGCUGUACUGUAGCUGGACAGCUGCGUCUUGAUAGUGACACUCGCAUAAAAGUUGACAGAAUAUUUCUUUCAGAUCACCACUGUUGAACCUAUUGUUUGUGACAUGAUGGAAAAAUAAAUGUACUUAAAACAUACUUAUUCCUACAAAGUCGAACUGAAUGUGGAAAAAAAAAUGAAAAUAAUAAAUGAUCACCCAUAAGUUAAUUUUUGACCUUGAAAAGAAAAAUAUUGUGGCAAUUCUUUGUUCUGGCAUAGUUUUGUUAUGACUGUUAAGUAACGAUGAAUCAGUGUGUGUAGAGUAUUAUUCAUUCAGAGCUGCUAUAUUCCCAGCCUUGUGUUGAGUUGCAUUUAUUCCUUCAUGUUUAGCAGUUUUUCAUUUUUUUUCCUGCAAAACACUGAGUGACUUUUCAUUCGCUCCUUGUAAUGUUGUGAUAACACUGCUUAAAUGAAUUAUUAAAAAUAAAUUUUAAAGCAACAUGGAUUAAAAUUGGAAGUGGCCUAUCAAGCAA
Cygnus olor (mute swan) is the source of this 962-nucleotide messenger RNA. RefSeq names its product C-X9-C motif containing 2 (gene CMC2). Bases 227 to 454 code for a protein of 75 amino acids. NCBI's taxonomy places the organism in Eukaryota, Metazoa, Chordata, Aves, Anseriformes, Anatidae. The transcript is spliced from 4 exons. Gene Ontology annotation, cellular component: mitochondrion. The record is from RefSeq and is a predicted model, not a curated record.